CAGCUUGUGAACUUAAUUAAUACAGGUAAACAGUAUUAACAUAUCAGUUCCAAAUAAUUCAAUCAACUCUUCUUAUUCCCUUUUCUCUCUUAACACUUUCAAUCAUAAAGCAGAGUUCCUUCACUCUUUCUACUUUCACAAAAGCUUUUAUUUUAUUUUUGCAGAUUCUCUAAACCAUUGGGCCUUCAAACUUCACUACUACUACUUCCCAUUAUUGUUAUACUUCAUUUCUGCCCCUCAACUUAUUUUCUUGAAAAAAUGAAAGAUAUGUUCUGUGCAUCCCAAGCUGCAACAGCAAUAUGUCUUAGUAUGGAAGAAUUAGGCUCUUCAUCUUCAGCUUCCUCUUCGACUAUCCAACUCGGCGGUGGCAGCAUUUCAGGCAGCCGCGCAAUCGACAGGUACAACCCCAUAAUAAGAGAUUCGCGAAGAACGGGUCCUAAAUCCGCCUCUGCACCUUGCUCUGCUCACUCACCAAUAUCUCCAAAACCACAGAACAAGAACAGAAAAUCAACUUCCAAAGAAACCAAGAGAAAGGGCGGCUCAAGAAAACCGUUGAUACCUAAGGUUGAUGAGAAGAGGAAGAGCAGUGUUGAGGCAAAUGAGAAUAUUAAUAAUGGUGUUAUGAAGACAAGAAGCUGGAGCUGUAGAAAUCCUGGUGAAUUUAUAACUCCACCAGGUUCAUCUAGGUACCUUUUGAGUGAGAAAAAUGUGUUGGAUGCUUUAUCAGAUUUUGACCCUGUUCUCAAAUUAAGUAAUCCUAGCUCUGUGGAAGAUGUGAAGAUAGAGACUGAUGAAUCUUGUCCACCAAAGCCACCACCAUCUUCUAAUCAGAAAGAUACAGAAAACAUUCUUCUUGUUCAAGUGUUCUAUAACAUAGUGAAGAAAAGAUACUUUACAGCUUGGAGUUUUAGACAUCAUAGUGUGGUUGUUCUUAGAGUUUCACUUCACUGCAGAGGAUGUGAAAGGAAGAUGAGGAAACACAUCUCCAGAAUGCAAGGUGUGAAAUCUUUCAACAUAGAUUUUGCUGCUAAGAAGGUGACAGUUACUGGGGAUGUGACACCAUUAGGGGUUCUUGCAAGCAUUUCCAAGGUGAAAAAUGCACAGCUUUGGACACCAACACUUGCAUCUUCUGUCCCUUCAGCCAAAGUUAGUUUGAAUAAUUCUGAGUUGAAGAAUAAUGACAAGCAGCUGGCACUGUCUCAUGAAAAGAUAGAAAAUGUUUCUCCAAGUACAACAAUUCAACUAAUGUAAAUUAAAUUAUUGUGGUUUUGACUUUAGAGAAAUGAAUUUUUAGUCUGGGAUUGGAUUA
This is a messenger RNA of Lycium ferocissimum, 1309 nucleotides long. Its product is annotated as protein SODIUM POTASSIUM ROOT DEFECTIVE 2. Gene Ontology annotation, molecular function: metal ion binding. Bases 259 to 1251 code for a protein of 330 amino acids. The record is from RefSeq and is a predicted model, not a curated record. Lineage: Eukaryota; Viridiplantae; Streptophyta; Magnoliopsida; Solanales; Solanaceae. The transcript has 5 exons.